Molecule: messenger RNA, 603 nt
Organism: Nicotiana tabacum (common tobacco)
Lineage: Eukaryota; Viridiplantae; Streptophyta; Magnoliopsida; Solanales; Solanaceae
Source: RefSeq, a predicted model, not a curated record
AUGGGUCUGAACAUGGCAAUAAACCUAAAUAUGCAUGAACUGUUGGUGAUGGGAGAUUCAGAUUUGCUUAUUCGGCAGGCUCAAGGUGAUUGGGAGACUCGAUACAUCAAGCUCAUUCCAUAUAGACAAUGUGUGGAGGAUCUUAGCAAAAGGUUCAAGUCCAUCAAGUUCAGGUACAUUCCUAGGUUUCACAAUGAAUUAGCUGAUGCCUUGGCCACCCUGGCCUCAAUGCUUCCAUAUCCGGGUAAUACUCACAUUGACCCAUUAGAAAUUCAAAUUCGGGAUCAACAUGGUUAUUGCAAUACAAUUGAAGCAGAACCAGAUGGUGAACCAUGGUACAAUGAUAUUAAACAGUUUCUGAAAACAAGAGAAUAUCCAGAACACGCUAAUAGGGAUCAAAAGAGAACUAUUAUGCGACUCUCUAAUGGUUUCUUUUUGAGUGAGGAAAUCCUAUACAAAAGAACUCCGGAUUUGAAUUUGUUGAGAUGUGUAGAUGCCAAAGAAGCUGAAAUGAUUAUGAAUGAGGUGCGUUCGAGAGUUUGUGGUCCACACAUGAAUGGAUAUGUUCUAGCAAAGAAAAUCCUUCGGGCAGGAUAUUAUUAG